CGCAAAGUGUUUAUCCUUUUUGUCUAUCAUGUAUCAUUUGUUAUCACGUUAUUCAAUCAAACGUAAGAGAAUCUUUGUUAACCACAACCAUCCUCCUCCUUCUUUUUGUUUUUUCUUUUCUUUUCUUUUCACCAUCAAGUCAAGAUCAGCCAAGUUAAGCUCAUCAGUAGAAUUAAAUAAUGAUUUUGUACAUCGAGUCAAAAUAACUAAUUUACCAACUCAUGAGCUUGGAGCGAUUAAAAUUUUUUUUCAAAGUUUUGGUAUUCAUAAAUACAAAAAGGCGCCAAAAUGGGAUUAUGCUUAUCUUAAUUUUGAGACAGAAGAAGCUGCUCGUUCUGCUGUAUUUAAAUUACAUGGAGCUGAAUUUAAAAAAAGAAAUCUAUCUGCAGAGUAUUCAAAAGUUCCUGAAAAAUCAUCUUCUUCUACAUUGCUUCUUCAUCCAUCCAAAGAGCAACAGCAAAGAGGAUUAUCGGAAAUAGAAAAAGAUGAUAGACCUAUCGCUGAAAGGUUAGCAGAUCAAGUCACUCCUUUACAUAAAAUAGCCUAUGAGGAUCAAAUUGCGAAAAAGCAUAAAUUAGGUGCACGAUAUUUAAAUAAACUUCGAAAAAAGUUAAAUUCUUUACCAGAUAUAAGUGAUGUAGGAAAACAGCAAAUAGCUUGGACAAAGACAUUAGAAGAUAUGCAAUGUGAAGUAUUCGAUAUCAUACACUCUCCCUCUAUUGAUGAGUAUAGAACAAAAUGUGAAUUUUCAAUCGGUAAAAACUUGGAAGGUAACGAAACUGUUGGAUUUGUAUUAGGAUUAUAUAAAGAUGGUAUAACAACUGUUUCAAGUCCAAAUGAGUGUCUACAUGUGUCGAAAAAAGCAAAAGAAAUUGCAAAGAUGAUGGAGGAAUAUGUACGACAGUCUGAAUAUGAGGUAUAUGAUAGAGUAAAAAAGAGGGGUGUAUGGAGGACUAUGAUGACAAGAACUCAAAGAACAGGUGAUGUGAUGGUAUUGAUACAAAUCAAUGCAGAAAGUCUAACUGAAGAGCAACUAGUACAAGAAAAGAAGAAUUUAAUAAAUUAUUGGAGUCAUUUCUUUUCAAAAGGAGAGGAAAAUACAAAGAAUACAUUAAUGCUUCAAAUCUGGAAUGGUAACUCGAAUGGAAUUACAGAUAAGGGCAAAACUGAAAUCCUAACAGGUGACGGAUACGUUUAUGAGGAGCUUCUUGGUCAUCGAUUUCAAAUUUCAUAUAAUUCAUUUUUUCAAGUCAAUACACCAGUAACAGAACUUUUAUAUGCUAAAUGUGCAGAAUGGUGUUAUCAACCUAAUAAAGAAAAAAAGACAACUUUACUUGACCUCUGUUGUGGCACAGGCACGAUUGGUAUUACUAUGGCAAAAUCUGUUGAUCAAGUAAUUGGUAUUGAAAUGGUACCUGAAGCCAUUGUGGAUGCAAAAGCAAACGCAUUGAUGAAUAAUGUGUCAAAUAUUCAGUUUUAUACUGGUAAAGUAGAAGACAGAUUAGAUAUUGUAACCAAUAAAGAAAAGCAUGAAGAAGUUAUUGCCAUCUUGGAUCCUCCUCGAAGCGGUGUUCAUAGUUCUGUUAUUCGUGCAAUUAGAGAAACUUUAGCCAUUCAAAAAGUAAUUUUUAUUAGCUGUGAUGCUAAACAAGCCAUGCAGAAUUUUAUUGGUUUAUGUCGACCGACUUCAAAAAAAUAUCAAGGAUCACCUUUUAAGCCUUCGAAAGCAGUAUCUGUAGACUUAUUUCCUCACACUGAACACUGCGAAUUAAUGAUAGAGUUUAUUCGUACCUAGAAAAAAAAAAAGUAGUGUGUAAAAAUAAAAUAAAAAUAAAAAUAAAAAUAAAAUAUCAAC
This is a messenger RNA of Cokeromyces recurvatus, 1855 nucleotides long. RefSeq names its product S-adenosyl-L-methionine-dependent methyltransferase. Bases 29 to 1795 code for a protein of 588 amino acids. Lineage: Eukaryota; Fungi; Mucoromycota; Mucoromycetes; Mucorales; Mucoraceae. Gene Ontology annotation, molecular function: RNA methyltransferase activity; RNA binding. The transcript has 8 exons. Gene Ontology annotation, biological process: RNA processing. The record is from RefSeq and is a predicted model, not a curated record.